Beta vulgaris subsp. vulgaris (sugar beet) is the source of this 1895-nucleotide messenger RNA. RefSeq lists its product as hypothetical. The coding region runs from base 296 to 1519 and encodes 407 amino acids. Gene Ontology annotation, cellular component: chloroplast inner membrane. Lineage: Eukaryota; Viridiplantae; Streptophyta; Magnoliopsida; Caryophyllales; Amaranthaceae. The record is from RefSeq and is a predicted model, not a curated record. The transcript has 7 exons. Gene Ontology annotation, biological process: plant organ development.
GCACACCAAAUGUCGUAAUUUUGUCCCUAGGAACCCCUCGCCGCCGAACUCCAACUUCCGUGUCUCGCAUACUUUCUUUCUUCUUCGCACUUCACACUGACAGUAGGCUACUUCAUGCACCCCACUUUCCCUACUCUCUCUCUCCCAAUAUAUAUUUUCUCGUUUUCUCUCUCCUCCAUUUUCCUCAAAUUUUCAUCGUAGCUCACAUCUUCAUCAAAUACUCAAAUUCAACCUAAAACCCUCCAAUUUUUUCCCAAAUUUUUGAUCACAUUUAACACAAUUUUUUCAAGCCGCCAUGCCAGUUGCUUCAUUAAGCUCCAAUCUUCAAUUUCUCCCCAACAAUACGUUGCAUAAAAUCAACUUCGCUCAGCAACAAUGGAGUUGCAAUCGCGUGAUUAAAUAUAGGGUUUCUGCUAUGAGAGUUGUAAAUUUGAGCCAUAGGAGGAGAGAGAAAGUUAGUUUCGUCGUCAAAUCGUUGGAAUCGGAAUCAACGGUGACGAUUUCGGAGGAACCUAGGGUUUUAGAUGAUAGUUUUUCUCCGGAAGUUGAUAAUGGAGGUUCCGACGAAAAUGGCGGGAAUUUUCCGCCGGAAAAUGGCGGAAAUGGUGGUGGUGGUAGUGACGGAGGAGGAGAUGAUGAGGAAGAGAAGGAGUUCGGCGCGAUAAUGAAAUUCGAGGAUGUGAUGAGAGAGACUGAGAAAUAUGGUGCAACUCUUCCUUCUGAUAUUCUUGAAGCUGCUAAAACGUCAGGGAUUAGAGAAUUGAUUUUGAUGCGAUAUUUAGAAUUGCAGGGUUCAGCUGGGCCGCUAGGAUUUUUGAUGAGACAUUGUGCUAUGCUGCGUAAUAGAAUGUUGGCUGAUCCUGCGUUCUUAUUUAAAAUUGGGACUGAGAUUGUAAUUGAUUCUUGUUGUGCUACGUUUGCGGAAGUUCAGAAAAGGGGAAAGGAUUUUUGGACUGAAUUUGAACUUUACCUUGCUGAUCUUCUUGUCGGUGUGGUUGUUAAUGUGGCCUUAGUUGGCAUGUUAGCACCAUAUGUUCGUAUUGGUGGACGAUCUGCAUCUGCUGGAUUAUUUGGAGGCAUCAGCCGUGCUUGUCGUGACCUUCCCAGUAGCGUCUUUGAAGCUGAAAGACCAGGAUGUAGAUUUUCAGUGAAGCAGCGAAUGGCAUCAUAUUUUUACACGGGAGUUUUGCAAGGGGGAGUUGGCUUUGGAUGCGGAAUUUUUGGCCAAGGCAUUGCAAAUCUGAUCAUGACUGCUAAACGGAGCAUAAAGAAGUCAGAUGAAGAUAUACCAGUCCCACCUCUCAUAAAAAGUGCUGUACUCUGGGGUGCGUUCCUUGCUCUUUCAUCCAAUACUCGUUAUCAAGUUAUAAAUGGACUGGAAAGAGUGGUUGAGGCAUCACCAUUGGCAAAGAAUAUACCUCCUGUUGCUAUGGCUUUCACCGUUGGCGUUCGAUUUGCCAACAAUGUGUACGGUGGUAUGCAAUUUGUUGAUUGGGCUAGGUGGAGCGGUGUGCAAUAGAAUUUGACGACACUACCUCAAACCUGGGCAUCUAUUGCUCUUCACAUGUACACUCAGCUUUGGUAACAAUAAUACUCUUAUUGCUGGUUACAUUGUAUAAGAGCUUGUAAUUCCCACCCGGAAAAAUUUUCCCAGGUAAUGCAAGGAUUUGAAUUUGAGAGAUGCUCGUUCUUUUACCGAGAUUCUUCUCAUAAGAACAUGAUUAAUCUCUAAGAAACAGGCAAUAGCAGCGCCACAUUUUGAGCAAGUGCCUUUCUAGGCUAAUAUUAUGUAUUAGGUUUUAACUUAUUAGUUUGUUUAAAUUUCCAGCUUUUCUAAUGUAUGGAGCUUGAGCGUUCUUUUUCCUUCUAUAAUGUCCACUGGAUCAUUUGAUGUG